AAAUCGAAAUUCAGAAUCGAAAUUGUUUAACAAAAAUUAGGUUAACCAUUUCGAUAAAAUCACCAAGAUGUCCAUAUGGCAACACAAACGCUAAAUUCGCGUUUGACAGCAAAACAAAAAGCCAAAACAUCAGGAUGGAGUCCAAGUGGCCAAAUGAGAAACGUGAAAAGUUAAUUGAAUUAGUGAGGAAUGAAGAAAGUCUUUGGCGAAAAGCAACAAACCAUCGAAGAUCUGACUUGGAUGGGCUGAAAUGGGAAAUAGUCGCCGCACAUUUAGAUACAACAGUUGAUGAAGCUCAAAAAGAGUGGAGCGGAUUAAAGAAAUCCUUCUAUUACCAGAAGAAUCAAAGGAUUCCUAAUGGAAAUGGGCGUGGUAUAAAGUACAAGUCCAAACAUGCAGCUUUUUAUGAAAAACUGACCUUUCUGGAAGAAAAUAUGCGUGGACGAAGAAGACUUGACGCAAUCGGAACCAAUGUUCUUGUCCCACCACCUCCUGACUACAUAAGCGACAGUGAAGAUCAUAAGCCCUUGCUUUCUUUAGUCGAUGAAGAAAAACCUGGAGUUUUAUGGAUUAACUCUUUGGAAGAUGCUCCUCCCGAUGCCUUCCGCAACACUGGGAAUUCAGAACAAGUUUCAAUAAAAAUUGAACCUUCAGACAACUAUGAGGAUCCUCUCUGUGAAGGAGAUGGAAUGAACAGCACUUACCUACCUACCAACACCCCACAAAACCUUAAUGAUGUUCCUGAGCAGGCGAUGAAUUCCGCUUCGGAGAUUCGUCCUACAAACAGCAAUAGUUUUCAAGGUGAAACUUUCCGUACUCGACCAGGAAGAAGUCGUAAAGUAGAAACUCAGAAUCGUACGGAUACAUUUCACAAUAACUUAACUGAUUCGAAGGGACAGUCCCUAAAAGAAAAUUUAACAGCCCUUUCCCCAUUUGGAAAUUCUUCAGAACCACCUGGACAAGUUGACAGUUUUCUUUUAUUCUUGAAAUCAAUUAUGGAUCCAAUGACCUCAGAAACUUUCAAAGAGUUUCGGCUUAAAAUUUUGAAGCUCUAUAUCGAAAGCAUAAAUAAAGAUUAAUUUUUUUUGUCCCUGAAA
Messenger RNA from Phlebotomus papatasi, 1097 nucleotides. RefSeq lists its product as uncharacterized. NCBI's taxonomy places the organism in Eukaryota, Metazoa, Arthropoda, Insecta, Diptera, Psychodidae. Gene Ontology annotation, cellular component: transcription regulator complex; nucleus. Bases 135 to 1079 code for a protein of 314 amino acids. Gene Ontology annotation, biological process: regulation of transcription by RNA polymerase II. The record is from RefSeq and is a predicted model, not a curated record. The transcript is spliced from 3 exons.